AUGGCAGCCAUAUUCGCUACUCGGCAGAGAAGGCAGCUACCAUUUAUAGGGGGAAUCGACAUCAGACACUUUAUAACAAAGCCGCCGCGGCCGGUCCGAGCCGCCGCGCGCUCCCUUCCUCCACCCGCCCCGCGGGCCUGGGGUCCGAAAGGGCUCCGCCGGGUCAGUAACCGAAUUGGCUUAGGUUUGCUUUCUCCGCACCCCCCACCUCCGCCGCACACGCCCUCCCGGGAAUGGCGAGCUGUAAUUAACCCUUUAGAGCCCCGGAAGACCCCGUCGGCGGCGAGUGGCCCCCGGGUCGGCUGCUGGGCCGCAGAAGCUCCGCAGACGGGCGCGAGGGCCGCCCAGGGCCAGGUGGAUGCCGGCGCUGCUGGCCCGCCGCCGGUGGGGGCGAGCCGAGUGCGGGGAUGGCGCCCGAGCGGCGCCGAGGUGCCAUCCGGCACUCCCCUCCUCGUUCGCCGUUCUCUCCUCCUCUCCCGGAGCUCCUGGCCGCCGAGCUGCCGGGGGCACGCCGGGCUGGAGUUUUCCUCUCACUCCCCCUAG
Messenger RNA from Rangifer tarandus platyrhynchus (Svalbard reindeer), 543 nucleotides. The record is from the annotation of a GenBank genome assembly. NCBI's taxonomy places the organism in Eukaryota, Metazoa, Chordata, Mammalia, Artiodactyla, Cervidae.